Messenger RNA from Monopterus albus (swamp eel), 2358 nucleotides. Its product is annotated as long-chain fatty acid transport protein 1-like. The record is from RefSeq and is a predicted model, not a curated record. Lineage: Eukaryota; Metazoa; Chordata; Actinopteri; Synbranchiformes; Synbranchidae. Gene Ontology annotation, cellular component: plasma membrane; mitochondrial inner membrane; endoplasmic reticulum membrane. Bases 1 to 2358 code for a protein of 785 amino acids. Gene Ontology annotation, molecular function: long-chain fatty acid transmembrane transporter activity; oleoyl-CoA ligase activity. The transcript has 14 exons. Gene Ontology annotation, biological process: long-chain fatty acid metabolic process; long-chain fatty acid import into cell; medium-chain fatty acid transport.
AUGGUGUUCACACUGACCCAGACAAGGUCUCGGCUCUCAAGGAUUGGCCCCGUCCCAUUAAUAGAGGAACUGAAGUGCUUCCUGGGCUUUGCAGGAUAUUAUAGGCAUUUUGCUGAGGGUUUCUCCAAGAUCACCAAGCCUCUUAACACUCUCACUGCGGGCUAUUACCUGCCCAAGAAGAGAGGCAAGACCUAUAAGAGAGAGAGACCUAAAGGGGGAGUAAGCCCCAGAACACCCUUUGGUACGGAAUGGACGCCUGAGUGCGAGUCUGCCUUCAGAACCCUCAUUAACAAGUUGACAUCUGCCCCCAUUUUGGCCUUUGCAGACCCCCAACUUCCAUAUGUGCUACAUACCGAUGCUUGUUGUGAGGGACUGGGAGCUGCCCUCUAUCAGGAGCAAGAUCACACAAUGCAUCCGAUGAGCAGUGUCAUUGUGUGCCUUAGUGUUUUGGCGGCUGUAAAGUGGCCGUCCCUCCCGUGGCUCUGCAGCCUGUCAGCAGUGCUGGGGCUUUGCAUGGCCUGGAGGGGUUCCAGGAAGUUCAUUCAUGUAGCUCGAUGCACCAUCAAAAGAGAUCUAAUGUGUCUGGUUGUUAUCCUCCGAGUAAAGUUUUCCAUGUACCGAAACUUGAAAAAUAAAAGCACCAUUCCUGCCCUCUUUGCCCAAAUGGUGACUCUACACCCAGACAAACCUGCCUUGAUCUAUGAGGCCACUGGAGAGGUUUGGAGUUUCAGGAAGCUGCAGGAGCGAUGCCAUGCUGUGGCGCACUGGGCGCUUGCACAAGGCUGGAUGGAGGGAGAUGUGGUGGCCUUGUGUAUGGAAAGCCAACCUGUAGUGGUGGCUUUGUGGUUGGGUCUGGCUAUGGUUGGUGUAGAGGCUGCAUUCAUCAAUCACAACCUUCGACAGCACUCGUUACUGCACUGUGUCAGUGUGUCUGGCGCUCGGGCAAUGGUGUUUGGGACAGAGAUGAGAGAAGCCGUGUUGGAGGUGAGCAGCUCUCUGCAGCCUGACAUGGUUUUGUUCAGCAGUGGUGAGCAGGAGGAUGAGUCGAAGCUCUGCAGCGUCCGGGUGCAGAGCCUGGACGCCCUACUGGACGGCUUGCCCAGGCAUCCUCCAAAGUACACACUCAGGAAGGGUUUUAAUGACAGACUUUUCUACAUCUACACUUCUGGUACAACGGGAAUGCCAAAGGCGGCUAUAGUGGUGCACAGCCGGUAUUAUCGCAUCGCUGCUUUUGGUUUCCAUUCCUUUAGCUUGAGACAGGAUGACAUCAUUUACAACUGCCUCCCCCUCUAUCACUCUGCAGGCACCAUCAUGGGUGUAGGCCAGUGUUUGCUUUUUGGUUUGACUGUUGUGAUCAGGAGGAAGUUCUCAGGCACUCACUUCUGGGAUGACUGUGUUAAGUACAACUGCACUGUGAUCCAAUACAUAGGUGAGAUCUGUCGUUACCUGUUGGCGCAGCCAGUCCGCCCAUCUGAGGCACAUCAUCGCAUCCGUGUUGCCAUUGGUAAUGGCCUCCGUCGCUCUGUGUGGAAAGAGUUUGUCCAGAGAUUCAAAAUCAGACAAGUUGGGGAAUUUUAUGGUGCCACGGAGUGCAACUGCAGCCUGAUCAACAUAGAUGGAAAAGUGGGAGCGUGUGGCUUCAGCAGCUGCCUCUUACCCAGCUUUUACCCCAUCAGACUGGUCAGGGUGCAUGAGGAGAACCUGGAACUGCUCAGGGAUUCACAGGGACUCUGUAUACCAUGUCUGCCUGGCGAGCCAGGUAUGUUAGUUGGGCGCGUCGACCACACUGAUCCACUCAGGAGAUUUGAUGGCUACAUUGAUCAGGACUCCACCAAUCGGAAAAUAACUCGCAAUGUCUUCCGGAUGGGAGAUUGUGCUUAUAUGUCAGGUGACAUUCUGGUGAUGGAUGAAUAUGGCUACAUAUAUUUCAGUGACCGCAGCGGUGACACGUUUCGUUGGAGAGGGGAGAACGUCUCCACCACAGAGGUAGAGGGAGUCCUCAGUGCCUUGCUGGGCCACAUUGAUGUAGCCGUUUAUGGAGUUUCUGUACCAGGCGUGGAGGGAAAGGCUGGUAUGGCAGCAAUAAGUCAUGCUGGAGACCAGUUUGACCUUGUUGCCUUCUUGAUCGCAAUACAAAAAGCACUGCCCUCUUAUGCAUGCCCUGUCUUCCUUCGACUCAUGCCAUCUGUUGACACUACAGGCACCUUUAAAUUUCAGAAAAUGCGGCUGCAGAGGGAAGGAUUCAAGACACAAGCAUCGAGUGAAAAGAUUUACUUUCUGAACAGUCGUGCCAGAUGUUACGAGACUGUUACUGAUGAACUGUAUAACGCCAUCAUGGAGAGCAAAGUAUGUUUAUGA